AUGGCGGAGAAACUGUAUAGAUAUGGAGAACUAUAUUGGGUUAAAUUCGAUGAGGAAACUGUUGGCACCGAAGUAAGAGGUUCACGACCAGGCUUAAUUAUUUCUGAUAAUUAUUAUAAUGAAAUUAGUAGGCGGGUGAUUGUUCUGCCGUGUUCGAAAACUUUGGAUCCGCUUUAUUCCUUUGAAUUGUUUUUGCCGAAAGUGGUUAAAAAUAUCAAAGUUAAGAAAGAUUUUGCCCUUGAGGGAGUUAUUAAAAGCCAAAUUAUAAUGACAUUACUAAUUGAAACUCAAAAUACUAUCUUACAGAAAGAAAUCAAAGAUUUAGAAAAUAAAAAUAAAUUACUAAGCCAAAAGAAUAGUUAUUCUACUAAUAAUGCUAAAUCUAGUGAUAAAUUUAUUCUUUAUGUUGGAGGUGGG
Molecule: messenger RNA, 417 nt
Organism: Funneliformis geosporum
Lineage: Eukaryota; Fungi; Glomeromycota; Glomeromycetes; Glomerales; Glomeraceae
Source: the annotation of a GenBank genome assembly